This is a messenger RNA of Euleptes europaea (tarantolino), 1203 nucleotides long. RefSeq names its product opsin 3 (gene OPN3). The transcript has 4 exons. NCBI's taxonomy places the organism in Eukaryota, Metazoa, Chordata, Lepidosauria, Squamata, Sphaerodactylidae. The record is from RefSeq and is a predicted model, not a curated record. Gene Ontology annotation, biological process: G protein-coupled receptor signaling pathway. The coding region runs from base 1 to 1203 and encodes 400 amino acids. Gene Ontology annotation, molecular function: G protein-coupled receptor activity. Gene Ontology annotation, cellular component: membrane; photoreceptor outer segment.
AUGUACUCGGGGCACGGCGGCGGCGGCGGCGGCGGCGGCGGGAGCCCCCCGAAGGCGUCGGGACGGGCGGGCGAGCGGGCGGAGGAGGCGUCCCCGCCGUUCAGCGGCGGCACCUCCGAGCUGCUGGCGCUGCUGGCGGCCAGCCUGGGCGCGCUGGGCUCGUGCAACAACCUGCUGGUGCUGGUGCUCUACGGGCGCUUCCAGCGGCUGCGCUCGCCCACCACCCUCUUGCUGGCCAACCUCAGCCUCAGCGACCUGCUCGUCUCGCUCUGGGGCGCCGCCUUCCCCUUCCUCGCCUGCCUCCGCCGCCGCGGGGCGCGGGACGGCGCCGCCUGCGCCUGGGACGGCGGCAGCCACAGCCUCUUCGGAAUUGUUUCCGUCAUGACCCUCACUGUCCUGGCCUACGAACGUUACAUCCGACUAGUGCAUGCAAGAGUGAUUGACUUCUCAUGGUCCUGGCGGGCUAUCACUUACAUCUGGCUCUAUUCAUUAGUUUGGACAGGAGCUCCUCUCUUGGGCUGGAACCACUAUACACUAGAGAUACACGGUUUAGGUUGCUCAGUGGACUGGGGGUCAAAAGAGCCCAACGACGCUUCCUUUGUUCUCUUUUUCUUUCUUGGUUGCUUGGUGGCUCCGGUUGUGAUCAUGGCCUACUGCUACGGACAUAUUCUCUAUGCAAUACGGAUGCUUCGUCGUGUUGAAGAUUUACAGACUGUCCAAGUGAUCAAAAUCCUAAGAUAUGAAAAGAAAGUAGCCAAAAUGUGCUUUUUAAUGAUAGUCACCUUUUUCAUUUGUUGGAUGCCAUAUGCAGUGGUCUCUCUUCUGAUGGCCUAUGGGUAUGGUCACCUGAUAACUCCCACAGUGGCUAUCGUCCCUUCUUUCUUUGCCAAAUCAAGCACUGCAUAUAACCCAGUUAUCUACAUCUUCAUGAGCAGAAAGUUUCGGCGAUGCCUCCUGCAGCUCUUCUGCGUCCACCUCCUGAAAUUCCAAAGGACCUUGAAAGACAGGCCAGCGGUCGAGAGUGAAAAGCCAAUAAGGCCCAUAGUCGUGUCCCAGAAAGCAGGGGACAGGCCCAAAAAGAAAGUGACUUUCAGCAAUUCUUCCAUCAUUUUCAUUAUCACCAACGACGACGUGCAACCAAUAGAAAAUGGUACCAAACACGCCGGCCCCAAAAUCAACAUAAUCCAAGUGAAGUCGCUAUAG